AUGAGUCAUAGUUGCAAGUCAUGCGACUCACCUGUAAAUGGGAUUGAGAAAUUUGCAUUCCGCGGCCAUUGCGGAUCGGUUUACCACCGCACCUGUAUUCUCGGUAUGCAGCGAUCCGCACUAGACCUAUUGUCAAGUUUCAAAAACAAGCUGUAUUGGCUGUGUGACGAUUGUGCUCGCUGUUUCAACGAGUGGGUGCAGAAAUCCGAUUCCGUUGCUCCCAUUGUGGACUCAAAAAAAUUAUGUGAGGCUGUAGAUAAUUUAAACGCUGUCGUCUCCAAUCUCUCGAGCCGGAUUGAAACUAACUUUCCGGUCAUUUCUGGUUCUGUGGCUCAAAGGGGACUGGUCGUCAUGCGACUUCCAGGGGAUCUGCCCACUCCGAAACGAAGUCGCGAGAAUAAUGCAACAAUUCGUGCCACUGCAGCCGCUGUCUGUGGUACUAGAGCCAUUCAGCGGGAAAUCAAAACUGUUGCGGAUGAGCGGGAGCAGUUUUGGGUCUAUUUGAGCCGUCUCGACCUGAGCCAUACAGUGGAAGAAAUUGUUGCUUUGACCCAGGAAUGCCUCGGAAAAAGCGACACACCCAAAGCAGCAUUGUUGGUCAAGAAGGAUACUGAUAUCACGAAACUCAACUUCAUUUCCUUCCGAGUCGAGCUUCCGAGCGGACUGAAGGACACUGCACGCAAAGCGUCUACUUGGCCGACUGGAGUACUUGUUCGGGAGUUCAAUUUCGACCAGCCAAAGCCGGAUAGAUUUCGCUAA
Messenger RNA from Topomyia yanbarensis, 759 nucleotides. RefSeq lists its product as uncharacterized. NCBI's taxonomy places the organism in Eukaryota, Metazoa, Arthropoda, Insecta, Diptera, Culicidae. The coding region runs from base 1 to 759 and encodes 252 amino acids. The transcript has a single exon. The record is from RefSeq and is a predicted model, not a curated record.